AUGGACUUUGAUUUUGAACAAGCGCUUAAUUUCGCUGAAAAUAAACGUUCAAGAAGAGUACAACAGCGUAAUGAAAAUAACAAAAAAAGACGUCGAGCGUAUUAUGAACCAUCAUCAGUUGAUAGUUUAUCAUCUAAUGUAACUGAUGAACUAUUAAAUGUUGUUGAAUCGCUUACAAUUGAUAUGAAUACAAACUCAAAAUUAAAGUAUGAAACCGCAAAUAAUUAUUCAUUAAAUAUUUUAUCUGAAAAUGAUGCUUGUGAUCAAGAUAAUAUAAUCAAUCCCGAAGAAAUUCAGAACCACAUUAUGAAUUCUGCUGAAAUCUUUGAAAAUUCAUUUAAUGAUUUAGAAUCAUGUAAUAAUACACCGAUCGAUAAUGUUAUUACACUGCUAUACUAA
Molecule: messenger RNA, 399 nt
Organism: Adineta steineri
Lineage: Eukaryota; Metazoa; Rotifera; Eurotatoria; Adinetida; Adinetidae
Source: the annotation of a GenBank genome assembly